Molecule: messenger RNA, 3654 nt
Organism: Megalops cyprinoides (Indo-Pacific tarpon)
Lineage: Eukaryota; Metazoa; Chordata; Actinopteri; Elopiformes; Megalopidae
Product: forkhead box protein P2
Exons: 17
Coding region: 486-2558 (690 amino acids)
Biological process (GO): regulation of transcription by RNA polymerase II
Cellular component (GO): nucleus
Molecular function (GO): RNA polymerase II cis-regulatory region sequence-specific DNA binding; DNA-binding transcription repressor activity, RNA polymerase II-specific
Source: RefSeq, a predicted model, not a curated record
ACACACACACACAUACACACACAGAGGCAUUUCUGUAUUUGUGUGUACGUGUUGGGAGCUGACGAGUUGUACUUAUCCUUUUGUAGUCAGGAGGCUCCCUCCUUUUAUUCCAGCGGUGUCUACACAAACACAGCCAGGCUAGCCACAGUAUUAAAUCUUCCAACGCCAUGUGGUUUUGUGAGCUGGUAGCAGAUGGACUUUCUUUUGCAUCUGCUGUGUACAGACUUGGCUUUGUACUCUUUUCCUGGGGGACACAAAGUCUUUCUUCCCUGCUAGUUGAUUCCUGUUUUGUGAAGCAGCUAAGAAAAAACGUCUGUGGCAGGCUGAAAAUUUCACAAAGGAUUGACAAACACCAUUAGCUGAAAAUGUUCCAUUUAAUAGCCAGUGUGUAUUGUUUACAGUAUGGCGAAUCUCUUAAAGAAUCACCCUCAGAAAAUGCACGCAGAGGAGAUGGGGCUCUGUGCUUCUAAUUAAGGUUUUAAGUCAUGAUGCAGGAAUCCGCGACCGAGACAAUAAGCAACAGUUCAAUGAGUCAAAAUGGAAUGAGCAGUCUAAGCAGCCAAUUAGAUGCUGGCACUAGAGAUGGAAGAUCAAGUGGUGACACCAGCAGUGAAGUAAGCACAGUCGAGCUGCUGCAUCUGCAACAACAGCAGGCGCUACAAGCAGCAAGGCAAUUACUCUUACAGCAGCAAAGCAGCGGCCUGAAAUCUCCAAAGAACAACGACAAACAGCGUCCACUGCAGCAGGUGCCCGUGUCGGUGGCCAUGAUGAGUCCCCAGGUCAUCACCCCUCAGCAGAUGCAGCACAUCCUCCAGCAGCAGGUCCUUUCCCCUCAGCAGCUCCAGGCCCUGCUCCAGCAGCAGCAGGCAGUGAUGUUACAGCAGCAACAUCUGCAGGAGUUUUAUAAGAAGCAGCAGGAACAGUUACACCUUCAGCUCUUACAACAACAACAUCCAGGCAAGCAAGCAAAAGAGCAACAGCAGCAGCAGCAGCAGCAGCAGCAGCAGCAGCAGUUGGCCGCCCAGCAGCUUGUCUUCCAGCAGCAGCUCCUCCAGAUGCAGCAGCUCCAGCAGCAGCAGCACCUGCUCAGCCUGCAGCGGCAGGGCCUCAUGUCCCUGCCCCCCGGACAGGCCGCCCUCCCCAGCCAGGCGCUCCCGCAAGCUGGCCUGAGCCCUGCAGAACUCCAGCAGCUGUGGAAAGAAGUGACCGGGGCUCACAACAUGGAUGACGGCGGCAUCAAACACAGCGGGCUCGACCUCACGACGACCAACUCUUCCUCUACUACCUCCUCUACCACUUCCAAAGCAUCACCACCGAUUACCCAUCAUUCCAUAGUGAAUGGCCAGUCUUCAGUGCUCAACACGCGAAGAGAAAGCUCACUACAUGAGGAGCCAGGGGCCUCGCACUCCCUCUACGGCCACGGAGUCUGCAAAUGGCCUGGCUGCGAAAGUGUCUGCGACGAUUUCAGCCAGUUUUUGAAGCACCUUAACAGCGAGCACGCAUUGGACGAUAGGAGCACUGCGCAGUGUCGUGUCCAGAUGCAAGUCGUACAGCAGCUAGAGAUACAGCUUUCUAAAGAACGCGAACGUCUUCAGGCAAUGAUGGCCCACUUGCACAUGCGACCCUCAGAGCCCAAGCCAUCUCCAAAACCGCUCAACUUGGUGUCGAGCGUCACCAUGUCAAAGAACCUGCCGUCGACGUCCCCUCCGAACUUACCUCAAACCCCCACCACGCCGACGGCCCCAGUGACACCGCUCUCCCAGGUGCCCUCCGUCAUCAGCCCGGCCAGUGUGCCGAGCGUGGGGGCCAUUCGGAGAAGGCACUCGGACAAGUACACUGUCCCCAUGUCCUCAGAGAUUGCCCCAAACUAUGAGUUUUAUAAGAAUGCAGAUGUCAGGCCUCCAUUUACUUAUGCAACUCUCAUAAGGCAGGCUAUCAUGGAAGCAGGUGACAUGCAGUUAACACUUAAUGAAAUUUACAGCUGGUUUACGCGGACAUUCGCCUACUUCAGGCGUAACGCAGCAACUUGGAAGAACGCGGUUCGCCACAAUCUCAGCCUGCACAAGUGUUUUGUUCGGGUCGAGAACGUGAAGGGGGCCGUGUGGACAGUGGAUGAAGUAGAAUACCAAAAGCGGAGGUCGCAGAAGAUAACGGGAAGUCCCACGCUAGUUAAAAACCUGCCCUCUAGCCUGGGUUAUGGAGCAGCUCUUAACGCAAGCCUACAGGCCGCGUUGGCGGAGAGCAGUUUACCAUUGCUGGGGAACCCGGGCCUGAUGACCAGCAGCUCGACGGGUCUGAUGAACAGUAACUCCACAGGCCUGUUACAGUCCUCUCCUGAAGAUCUGAAUGGCUCUCUGGACCACCUGGACACCAAUGGACACAGCAGUCCUGGCUACUCACCCCAGGCCCACAUGCCACCCAUUCAUGUCAAAGAAGAACCAUUAAACAUGGACGACGACGAGUGUCCAAUGUCGUUAGUGACAACGGCCAAUCACAGUCCGGAGCUGGAGGAGGACAGAGAGCUGGAGGAAGGGAAUUUGUCUGAGGACCUGGAGUAAUGGACUGAGACAAACUGCAGCCACAGGGUCAAAUUUGCAGGCCUCCGUUACCACGCCACUACCAACUACACACGGCAAAACUUUUACUGUGACUAUUUAUUGAGCAUGCAUCGAGGAGACAGCCUAAAGGAACUUUUUGUUACAGCCCUUUGGGAACCAGAAAUGACAGGCAUAAACUGCUUGGUUUUUAACCCACAAAGACUUAGUUCCUUAUAAACUCAAAUGGCUUGGCCAUACAUGAGGGGGGAAAAAAAAAGAUUUGGCUAACAUGGGCUCAUGUACUGAACGAGAUGGAGGAAGUCUGUUGUGUAGAAAGCUAAUGGCCUCAUAUACUGCCAAAAAUAGUUUUAGUUUCAUUCAGUGUGAAUUUCAAACAUACAGUAGUUGUUGAUAUUAGAAACAAUUGCUGGUCCAAUUCAAGUUGUUGCUCUUUAUUCAUUUGCACAGGAGUAGUAUCAGAAAUUAGUGUCACAGAUUGUAUGUCGCUAUAUUUUAUUGACCAGUAUUUCUUUUUUUCCAUUCAUUAAAUUAUCAUUUUGGCACCACCAACUGUAAAUGACAUUUGUUUAGUCACCAAUAACAGAACCACAGUGUCAGACUGUUGCAACUGUCCAAAAAAAGUAGGCUUCCAGUCUCUUUCUGUUUGUGCUGAAAUGUGACGUGAGAUAUUAAGCUGAAACGUAACUGUUUGUGCAAGCACCAUAGUGAAAAAAAAUGCAUUUCUGCAUAAUCUAUUACUGUUCUCUUUACCUCCUCGUUCUAAAGCUUUGUCUACCUGCAAACAGUCAAAGGCAACAGCUAGAAACCAAAGCCAACUCUAUCAAUGGCCAAUAGCUCAGACAGAAGCAGCCUGACUCUUCUGUAACUUUAAUGAGUACAAAGGAAGCUUUCCAUGAACUACCUUCUAAUAACCUCUGGGAUUGUUUCAUUUAGCCCUGUACAAAGAAAUUGAUGUGUAAUUUGAUAACUUGUUGAGCGUCCACCUGGAGAGCAGAAAGAGCCCUCCCAGCACUUAUGGCUGGGGGAGAUGGGAUGUGAACCGACACGCAGGUGGUGGGAACUGGUAGGGAGCAGCUAUAUGUGGAACAUGAAGAAC